AUGAUGGGGAAACUGCCCCUGGGGGUUGUCUCCCCUUAUGUGAAGAUGAGUUCAGGGGGCUGCUCAGACCCUCUGAAAUUCUACGCCACCAGCUACUGCACAGCCUACGGUCGGGAGGAGUUCAAACCCCGCAUGGGCAGUCACCGAGGCACAGGUUACACCUCGAAUUUCCGGCCCUUGGCCUCCUACCGCGCCAAUCUGGACGCCCCGGACAAGCCGGUCAUGGGGGAGGAGCCUCACCAGGACUUCCAGACAGUGAGCGGCCAGAGCUACCGCCCCCUGGAGGUGCCCGACGGCAAGAGCCGGCUGCCCUGGAAUCUGCACCAGACCGGCUCUGGCUACUGUCGGGAAAAGUCCCCUGGGGCCACCCCCAGCAAGGAGGUCAGGAAGGUCCAUUUUGACACCCAGGACUAUGGGCCUCAGGCCAUCACGGGGCUGGAGCCCAGGGAUUUGCCUCUGCUCCACCAGCAGCAAGGCAAGGGCUCGCCGGAGUGGGAGAACUCCCGGCACGGUCCACGAUUCAUGACUUCCGAGUAUAAUUCCAAGUAUCUUAAGGAGCCUUUGAGCCCGCCAGAUCUCUUGCAGAAGAAAUCAAUAGGCGCCAAGGAGGAGACGGGCUUCACUGAGGGGUCUGCCAAGAACCCCAUUGUCUUCCAGUCACCCUCCCAGGCCCUCUCCGGGGACCCUGUCUCCCUUCCCGGCCGCAGCAUCACCAAGUCGGACUUCCUCCCCAUGAGCCACCCUCAGGGGGAUGAGCUCCUGCCUGUGCUGGCCAGAGGCUCUGAUCGAGAGACCAGCUUCAGCCGAGGAGCAAAUGAGCGGAUUCUGAACCCCAGAAUGCCCCCUCCUGGCCCAGAACCCAGCAGCAUGAACCCCUGGCAAUUCCAGCCACCCCAGCGGAUGCAACAGACAAACGUCGCCCUGCUUGGCCGAGAGACCGCCGUGGGGAACAAGGAGCCCACAGGCUACAGUCUGAACAACCAGGGCUAUGUCCGGAGCGCCUGUGACCCCGACUUGAGUAACCGCUACCUGACCACCUACAACCAAGGGUACUUCGAGAACAUUCCUAAGGGCCUGGACCGAGAAGGCUGGACUAGAGGGGGCGUCCAGCCCCAGAAACCAGGAGGCUACGCCCUCAACCAGCCGGUCACCCACAUGGAGGCCACCCCCAACCCCGAAGAGGGCCUGCGGCGCCUGCACCCCACAGUGGGAAGAGCCCUGAUGUCCGCUGACCCCUUCUACAGAACCACACCUCACAGCAGCCGCUUCACGGGGCCCAACUGAGCUGGGUUUGCCACCUCAAGGGGGCAGGAGCCGGCUGCUGUCCCCACCUUCACCCCGUUCCUGCUGGGGUUCCCUGCAACGUUCCUGAAGGAAUAAA
Molecule: messenger RNA, 1381 nt
Organism: Condylura cristata (star-nosed mole)
Lineage: Eukaryota; Metazoa; Chordata; Mammalia; Eulipotyphla; Talpidae
Gene: SAXO4
Product: protein phosphatase 1, regulatory subunit 32
Exons: 13
Coding region: 1-1284 (427 amino acids)
Molecular function (GO): phosphatase binding
Source: RefSeq, a predicted model, not a curated record